AACUAAUCAACAUCAGCAGCUUAGGUUACUUCCUCGCAGUAUAUCAGCCAUCAGAGGGCGAGAUGCUGGUUCGAACGCGCCACAGAUAAGCCGAAAUACUACGCCUUUCACUCACUUUGGGGAAAAGAAAUGGCGAAGGCAUCUUUCGAGAGAAUGGCGGCAAAGCUAGCAACGGAUGAAGAAAAGGCGGACGCAGCCGCACGAAAGGCAGAGCCGGCCGUUCCGUUGACCGCCGCCCAGAGAAUUCUGAAGGCGUGGGAGAUAAAGGAUUACUUCAGCCUGCUGGGGUUGCCCGAGCCGGAGGCGGACGAGCUGGGCCGCCCUGUGUGGAGCUGCACGGAGGUGGAGGUGGGGAAGGCGUACCGCAAAUUGUCCAUCGUGGUGCACCCGGAUAAAAACCCGGGUGAUGAUGAAGCGCGGCGGGCGUUUGAGGUGCUCAACAAGGCGCAUCGAAUGCUCAAAGACCCCACCUCACGGGAGGACGUGCUACGUGGAGCGGCGGACAAGGCUCGGCGGAAGAGGGAGCAGCAGGAGGCGGCGGCGGACUUGGACACGCGCAUGAGAAUGAAUGCGGCCAAGAACGACAGAGCACGGGAAAUGCGGAAACAGGAGGGCCAAGGACUGCAGUCACACAUCCUUGAGCAGAUGCGGAAACGACAAGAGGAGGUGAAGCGGAGAGCAGAGGCAGCUGCGAAGGCAGCAGCGGCACGCGGUGGGCGGCGGAGCGAGGACAGCGAUGACGAGGAGGAGCGCGGGCAAGGCGCGGGGGUGCACAUGGGGCCGGCCAAGCCGGGGGCACGAACAGCCGCACAAGCGGAGGGCAGCGAUGAGGACGAGGACGCCGCAGCCGCAGCUCGAAACAAGCGCCGGAAGAAGCCUGCUUUCAUGUAACUGGUGGCGCUGCCAUUGCUAAUGAUUUCGACAGGGUGGAAUUGAUGGCACACAUCUGUGAGGCAUGUGGCGCCUUUCCUGCAUUUUGGUGGCAAGGCCCAUGGAUGGCUGAGGUGUUGGCGAGUGCCAAGUGCGUUACAGCGCACAUGGAGGCGACACGAGAGGACACCUGGGCUGCCAGGGCGUUGGUUGGGUCGCAUGGAGGUGGGGUGCAUCGCGCAUUCUCAUGAGGGUCGCAACGGUCGCUGGUAGACAACGUGUGAGGACGGAGGUGAAGGUCAUGUGGCACAAGCACGUUACCUCCUCGUCAUUGCAUGUUCCGGUUUCAAGACGCUUGCAAAAGCUGCGAAAGACCCGCUGUGGGGCACGUGCACUCUCGUGGAGCCGCGAAGUUGGUACGGGGUCCGAGGCUGCUGGUGAUCCGUGGUGUCCGCUAUGAUAGCGAAUAGGGUUACAUGUGGGAUGACAGCCGCGGACAAGCCAGGGCUUCAAACACGCCCGGAUGAUAGCCAGGGUCGAGUCCGGGGUGAGCGACAGGAGUUGCCAAGUAUCCUGAACGACUGGUUGCUGCCCCUGUAAGCUAGGUUGACGUAUCCGACUAAAACAAUCUUGGGUGUCUUAUCGUCACACACCACCAUCCGAAUUGGGUCAGGGGCCUUGGCAUCGGGAGAAUGCAUGGGC
Molecule: messenger RNA, 1572 nt
Organism: Chlamydomonas reinhardtii
Lineage: Eukaryota; Viridiplantae; Chlorophyta; Chlorophyceae; Chlamydomonadales; Chlamydomonadaceae
Exons: 4
Coding region: 154-891 (245 amino acids)
Biological process (GO): cellular response to misfolded protein
Cellular component (GO): endoplasmic reticulum membrane
Molecular function (GO): Hsp70 protein binding
Source: RefSeq, a predicted model, not a curated record